AAAAUAAAAACAAAAGAUGUCGAAAAUAAUCUUAUUUGCCUUAAGCGUGACAAUAGCACAAAGCGCUAAAUUGACAAAUACUCCGGAAUAUAGGCAAGUUCAAAAUCCUAUGCACCAAGAUCACAUGCCUAUUCAUCAUCAAGAUCAUGCAAUGAUCAAUAAGCCAGUAGAAAUCCUUCAUCAAGAAUCCGAAAUAAAUCCGGAUGGAUCUUUCCAUAAUGUCUGGGAAUCUGAAAAUGGCAUCAAGGUUCAAGAAGAAGGAACCGUUAGAGAGCUUGCUAAAAAUGUUGUCGCUCAUACAGUAACUGGAAGAAUCGCGUAUACUGAUAAUGAUGAUAAUGUUUUCACGCUGACUUAUGUGGCUGAUGAAAAUGGAUUCCAUCCUGAGGGAUCACAUUUACCGACACCGCCACCAAUUCCUCUAGCAAUUGCAAGGGCACUUGAAUAUAUUGCUGCUCAUCCUACUGAAACGACUUCCGCUCAUAAGGAUGGACCGGUCGUAGAAGCUAAUUAAUCCUUUUACAAUGAUCUGCUUAAUCAAUGGUUAUUUGGAUAUAUUUGUUUUUAGUUAUCAUCAUUAUAUUUUUUUAAAUAAUAAUUUUUGCAAAUU
Messenger RNA from Microplitis demolitor, 610 nucleotides. Its product is annotated as endocuticle structural glycoprotein SgAbd-2-like. The transcript is spliced from 2 exons. The record is from RefSeq and is a predicted model, not a curated record. Gene Ontology annotation, cellular component: chitin-based extracellular matrix. The coding region runs from base 17 to 514 and encodes 165 amino acids. NCBI's taxonomy places the organism in Eukaryota, Metazoa, Arthropoda, Insecta, Hymenoptera, Braconidae. Gene Ontology annotation, molecular function: structural constituent of chitin-based larval cuticle.